AUGUCUACUAAUACUACUGAAAAAUUACCUCAACUGGUUUUAAAUUUAUUAACUUCAAGUAGAUUUAUUCAUUUGGCAACUUGUUUAAAUAAUAAACCUCAUGUUUCUUUAAUGAAUUAUACAUUCUUUCAUCAAGAUAACACCAACAUAAUUAUUAUAUCAACUCCAAAGAAAACAACUAAAUAUGACAAUAUUAUAUCAAAUCCAAAUGUUUCUAUAUUAAUUCAUGAUUGGAUAUCUGUUAAAAAUACUCCAGAAUCAACAAAUGAGACAAAUAAUGACAAUGAUAAUAAUGAUAACAGACGUAAUUCUCUUUAUGAAUUGCUUGCUAAUUUUAAUAAAAAUGAACUUAGUAGAGUUUCUGUUAUGUUGGAUGGUCAAGCUAAAGUUAUUGAUAAAUCAAAAGAUAAAUCUAAAUUUGAUUUUUAUAAAUCAUUACAUUUAAAUAAUUGUAAAAUUGAUCAAUUACAAGCUAAAAAUUAUAUUGAAAAUGAUGAUAAUGCUUUAAUAUUAAUUGAAAUUAAAAGCUGUAAAGUUACUGAUACUGAUAAUAACGUCGAAGAAUAUUAG
Messenger RNA from Insectozyma verbasci, 570 nucleotides. The record is from the annotation of a GenBank genome assembly. NCBI's taxonomy places the organism in Eukaryota, Fungi, Ascomycota, Pichiomycetes, Serinales, Debaryomycetaceae.